Neolamprologus brichardi is the source of this 2224-nucleotide messenger RNA. It is a transcript of the gene timm44, whose product is annotated as translocase of inner mitochondrial membrane 44 homolog (yeast). Gene Ontology annotation, cellular component: mitochondrial inner membrane. NCBI's taxonomy places the organism in Eukaryota, Metazoa, Chordata, Actinopteri, Cichliformes, Cichlidae. Gene Ontology annotation, molecular function: protein-folding chaperone binding. Gene Ontology annotation, biological process: protein import into mitochondrial matrix. The record is from RefSeq and is a predicted model, not a curated record.
AAGGUCACAAGCACGACAUUCAAGAUGGCGACCCCCUUAUGUCGGUGUUAUCAGAUAUGUGUAAGAAGGGGUUUGGUGGCUUUCCCUUCCUCCUACCUGCUGCUCUCCAACAGACCCAAUGUCUACACGAUACGUGGGCUCCUCACACACUCUCCACAGGUGCCUCAGUCAGCCCUUCUUCAAGUAAGGUAUUUGUCAGGAGAGCGGGGUGGUGGACGGAGAGGUUUCCUGGGAGAGUUUUUGGAUAACCUCAAACAGGAGCUAAACAAGAACAAGGAAAUGAAAGAAAACAUCAAAAAGUUUCGGGAAGAGGCCAAAAAACUCGAGGAGUCAGAGGCACUGAAGCAAGCGCGGAGGAAAUAUAAAAAUAUAGAGUCUGAAACAGUGAAGACGUCCGAGGUUCUCAGGAAGAAGUUGGGAAACAUUUCAGAGACGGUCAAAGAGGGACUGGAAGAAGUCAGCCGGACAGAUUUUGGGAAGAAAAUCAAAGAAGGGAUGGAAGAAGCUGCCAAAACAGCAAAGACAUCAGCUGAGACGGUCUCCAAGAGCGGAGAGAUGCUGGGGAAGACGGGCGCAUUUAAAGCAAUAUCUCAGGGAAUGGAGAGUGUGAAGAAAGAGAUCGGUGACCUGGGUCACACUGGCCCCUAUCGGCCUCCCACCAGACUCAGGAAGAGGACUGAAUUCUCCUCCAAGGGGGCAGCGGAUGAAAGCAGGGUCUUUGAGGCCAACGAGGAAGCUAUGGGCGUGGUGCUCCACAAAGACUCAAAGUGGUACCAGCAGUGGAAGGACUUCAAAGACAACAACGUGGUCUUUAACAGGUUCUUUGAGAUGAAGAUGAAAUAUGAUGAGAGUGACAACGCGUUUAUCAGAGCGUCCCGUGCCGUCACUGACAAGAUGACUGACAUCAUAGGUGGACUGUUUUCAAAGACUGAGAUGUCUGAAGUACUGACAGAGAUUUUGAAGGUGGACCCGUCCUUUGACAAAGACUCUUUUCUCAAGCAGUGUGAGCGCGACAUCAUCCCCAACAUACUGGAGGCGAUGAUUCGAGGGGAGCUGGAGGUUCUGAAGGACUGGUGCUAUGAAGCGACGUACAGCCAGCUGGCACAUCCAAUCCAGCAAGCCAAGGCCAUGGGGCUUCAGUUCCACUCCAAGAUUCUGGACAUCGACAGUAUUGAUCUGGCCAUGGGUAAGAUGAUGGACCAGGGUCCAGUGCUGAUCAUCACUUUCCAGGCUCAGUUGGUCAUGGUGAUCCGAAACAGCAAAGGAGAGGUGGUGGAAGGAGAUCCUGAUAAAGUCCUGCGGAUGAUGUACGUGUGGGCUCUGUGCCGAGACCAGGAAGAGCUCAACCCGUACGCUGCCUGGAGACUGUUGGAUAUCUCCGCCUCGAGCACGGAGCAGAUCCUCUAAGACUCUUUGAUGUGCACUAAACACUCACAGUCAGGGAGGCGGGGACGCACUCAGGUGGACGUGUGGGGGCCGGACUUUGCUAUGAAAACGCUGUGGAGUGUUGCUGAAAGCUCGAGCUGCUUCUCCAUCUAUUGGCUUUGCUCCGUCAGUGAUUCCUGACCGUUCCUCGGGCUCACACUUGGGGGCAGUAGACCACCACCAACAUCCAUCCAAAGUCCGUCUUGCAGCCUGUAGGCGGAGCUUUUCUGUUUGAUGCGGCGCUGCCAUUGUUGGCUUUUAAAAGAUAAAUGAUGACAUUUGAUCAAUAUGGGAAACAAUUAUGUGGGAAUCAGCUCAAUAGAUGCAUAACUAAUGUCGUCAAACAGACUCCUUCAUAUCCUGUCACCGUGAUGUCACCGCGAUGUCACCGCGAUGUCACCCUAUACCUUUAUUCCACACCAUAAACUUACUGGGCCCAGAGGUGGAACCAUUGAUCCCAGUGGCUGUGGGAGGGGCUACAGCAAAAAAACAAAACCACUGCCGUGAUUUUAUUUCCAAACAUCAACUUUGUUGCCCAACACUAUGGAAUAUCUGGUUUUCAAGCAUGUGGGAUGGUCGUUUCAGGACUAAGGCGAACGCCGGUCCUGAAGUCGCAGCACGCCGGCACCUGAUUGGUGGAAAAGGUAACAGUGGCUGCUUUCGCCAGUGCCAAUCAGUGCGCGCCCAUCUUUACUGAGGAUUGUCGUCCUUGUAUGUAUGAUAAUACUUCAGUGUGAUUGUUGACCUGUAAGAGUCUAUAUUUAUUAUGAGAAAUAAAAUGAACGGUCACCUUUGGAAA